GUGCGCCUGACACACCAAGAGGCAUGCAGCGCAGUGCUCGAGACUAGCCGCUCCAUUCUAUCAAUUAAGAGGAAAUCCGAGGAAACCCAAACCACCAAGUAACAAACACCCGUUUAGAGAGUUUUCCACCCCUAAAAAGACGAGAAUGGAUACCAACAUCACGUUUUUUAGGCUUUCCCUCAAAACCUGUUUUCUGCUACUUUUGGGCUGUUUGUUAACGAAAGCCGUGCAAGACCAGGGGAGUUUAUACAUGUGGAUUGAUGCCAACCAAGCCCGGAUCCUAAUUGGUUUUGAGGAAGAUAUUCUGAUAGUAUCGGAGGGGAAAAUGGCUCCAUUCACCCACGACUUCAGAAAGGCGCAACAGCGGAUGCCUGCGAUCCCAGUCAACAUCCACUACGUGAACUUCACCUGGCAGGCGACGGAUCAGGCGGACUACUUCUAUGAGUUCCAGAGCCUGCGCUCCAUGGACCGGGACAUCAUGGACAACCCCACCGUCAACCUGCCUCUGCUGGGGACCGUGCCCCACAAGCCCUCAGUGGUCCAGGUGGGCUUCCCGUGUCUCGGGGAUCAGGACGGCGUGGCGGCCUUCGAGGUCACCAUCCUGGUGAUGGACGCCGGCGGGAACGUCAUCCUCCGGACGCCCCACAACGCCAUCUUCUUCAAGACCUGCCAGAGGGCCAAGUGUCCUGGGGGCUGCCGGAACGGGGGCUACUGCAACGAGAGACAGGUGUGCGAGUGCCAGGACGGCUUUUACGGCCCCCACUGCGAGAAGGCUCUUUGCUCGCCGCGGUGCUCCAACGGCGGGCUGUGCAUGAGCCCGGGGGUGUGUAUCUGUCCACCUGGUUACCAUGGCAACAGCUGCGAGAAAGCCAACUGCAGCGCCACCUGUCUGCACGGAGGAACCUGCUUCCACCCCGGGAAAUGCAUCUGCGCCGCGGGCUACGAGGGCGGCCGCUGUGAGCUCAGUAAAUGUCGCCAGCCCUGCAAGAACGGCGGGAGGUGUACCGGCGUGAACAAGUGCAAGUGCAGCAAGGGAUUCCACGGAGACAUCUGCUCCAAAGCUGUCUGCGAGCCCAGCUGUGGGGCCCACGGGAUUUGCGUGGAACCCAACAAGUGCCAGUGUCGGGACGGCUGGCACGGACGCCACUGCAACAAGAGGUACCGGGCCAGCGUUGCCAUUGGCCACCGUCCGACGGCGGCCAAGUUCAAGCAGCCGUCGGCCGCCAGCAAGGGCACCAAGGACACGGUGGAAGGCGCCCGCGACGCCGACACUAACUACGUGGUCUGAGGCGAGGAUGUCGCUUUCGUAGUGUCAGCUGACCCCCCCCCCCCCCCCCCCCCCACCCCUCUGUAAAAACACACAAGUGGGAUAGCCACUACUACUCAACCCUCUCAAAACAACAACAACAAUGAAAUUACGGUAGAGAUAUUCUGUACUUAUGAGUUAGAGAGAGGGAGAGGGAGAGGGAGAGAGAGAGAGAGAGAGAGAGAGAGAGAGAGAGAGAGAGAGAGAGAGAGAGAGAGAGGGAGAGAGAGAGAGAGAGAGAGAGAGAGAUUCCCUCAGAGUUAGUAGUGAUGAAGGUGAGGGCGACCCCUGGCCUCUCUUCCACUGCCCCCCCCAGAAACCUUCCGGUGAUUAGCGGUGUUGAGGCCUACUACGACCGCGCCCUUUGACCCCCCCAGGUUAUUUUGUGUUUUGUUUCCUUAACAAUCUCUACCGUUGAAUUAUUGCCGAUAGUCUUUCGGAUCAAAACAUUCUCAGGACAGAACGCGUGUUUGACUCUCGUGGGCGGAGGUGUCGGCUUUGAAGAGUACCUACGUGCACAAGUGUUGUGUGACCUCUAGCGGAUUGAUCAUGCUCAAGGUUAAACCUGCGCUUGGUUGAUAUCUUUCGAACCCAGACGCUUGUUCGACUUUUAGGAUAAACACAGUUUUUCUUACCUCACAGAGUACUCAGAUUAAGCUUGGACUACGAAUAAAUAUACUUUGAUUAAACCUUUCCCUCAUACAUGACUUUGUAGCAGAUUAUCGGAUGUUACCUGAAUGGGAGCAAACUCACCCAUUUAUACACGCAAUCGCAAAGCAGGGGAAAAAUAGAAGAGCAGAAACAAAAUGGCGAUCCAUACAUUUGUUUACACUUCGCGUGUUGCAACAACAAAAGUAUUAGUUGACAGUGAAUUAGAAUAUAGGAAUUUAUCCAUUUAGUGCAGAUAUGUACUAUUUUCAUAUAAUAAUGUAAAUAAAAAUAUGUAAGUAUAAACAGUACGAGACUAUGUCCGGAAAUUGCAACGUUUGUUAUAAAAAAAAUGACACGCCAAUUUGAAAUGAAUCUUGACAUAUUUCCCUGGAUAAGUCGUUUCUUUCAAGAGAACCAAACGACAUUCAUUCUGACACUUAUUAAAAGAACCACUGUCGUAUUUAUCUUGCCGUUUAUAAUAGUUAACUUUCUGAUGUAGAGUCUAUAUAUACAUUUACUGUCUGAUAUUCUGUAUGUUACAAGCCAGUGCAAACUGGCUGAAACUUUUAAUUUAGCCUACUUGAAGUAAUCCUAAAUUGUUUUGGUUUGGGAUUUUAUGUAAUGUAUUGAAUUGAAUAAAUGGUUGUAAAUGCUAUUACA
This is a messenger RNA of Gadus morhua (Atlantic cod), 2617 nucleotides long. It is a transcript of the gene wif1, whose product is annotated as wnt inhibitory factor 1. The transcript has 10 exons. Gene Ontology annotation, molecular function: signaling receptor binding. Gene Ontology annotation, biological process: anatomical structure development. Bases 146 to 1288 code for a protein of 380 amino acids. Gene Ontology annotation, cellular component: cell surface; extracellular region. The record is from RefSeq and is a predicted model, not a curated record. Lineage: Eukaryota; Metazoa; Chordata; Actinopteri; Gadiformes; Gadidae.